Cuscuta campestris is the source of this 1616-nucleotide messenger RNA. Lineage: Eukaryota; Viridiplantae; Streptophyta; Magnoliopsida; Solanales; Convolvulaceae. The record is from the annotation of a GenBank genome assembly.
UGCCUUCGGCAUCCCCCUCCUUGCGGUUAAGGUAACGACUUCGGGCAUGGCCAGCUCCCAUAGUGUGACGGGCGGUGUAAUAAAAAACUAAGAGGGGGUCAAGGUCGGCCAGUGAGACGAUGGGGGAUAAGCUUCAUCGUCGAGAGGGAAACAGCCCGGAUCACCAGCUAAGGCCCCUAAAUGACCGCUCAGUGCUAAAGGAGUUCACCUUGUCUCCCUGGGUUUCCUUCAUGAAACAAAGCUAUCAUCGGAGUGGUUCUUUCACCACAACUAUCAUUGACAGCCCGUCUUGGAAGAGAAUAUGCCAAGUUGAUGAUUUCUGCAAAGAAAAUUCUAACUUCAACAAUGGCAUGCUCACCUGGGAGUUAGGGACCCAGGGCACUUUCUCCCUUAAAAAUGUCUCCCUCAAGCUACAGGAAACUGGCCCUUCCAUGCUCACUCCAAAGAUCCCCUGGCCCAAGAAAGGAAUUCCAAAAGCUAACCUGUUCCUUUGGAAAACCCUACACAAAGCCACCCCCUUCGCUAAUAACCUCCAAAAGCUGGGCUUCAGCCUCCCCUCCAUCUGCAUGUUCUGCGCGCAAGAAAGAGAAUCAGAUUUCCAUUGCCUUAUGCUCUGUCCCAAAGCUAGUAGCAUCUGGAAUAAUCUCGGACAACUACUCCACCUGUCUACGAUCUCCAAUUCGUCCUUCCAACACAACUUAGUCAUGUGGUGGCUAUCCAUGUCUCCAUCUGAUCAUCUCUUCCAGGUCAAACGCAUUAUCCCAUCCAUUAUUACGUGGGAGCUGUGGAAGACUUAUAACCGGGUGAAACUGAACCAAGAAACAUUUAAACCAGAGAAAACUCUUGAAGUAAUCAAACACACCCUCAAUGCAUGGUCACUUGCAAACAAAGGCACCAUUCUCCAACCCUCACUCCACCGGAAACCUCUCACCUCAUUCAAGCUUAUUCGUUGGAUCACUCCAAACCCCUAUCAACUCAAGCUUAACGUGGAUGGUAGUGCAAGCACUCGUGGAUGCGGUGGCGGAGCUGUUUUAAGAGAUCACCAGGGCAACUUCGUCCACGGUAUAACCUUCCCCCUUCCAAAAACCUCACCACUUUCCAUAGAAACCCUUGCAAUGAUGCAAUCCCUAAGCGUUUAUCCCUUCCCCAACAUGAUAGUAGAAACUGACAGCAUGGAACUCCUCUCAAAGCUGAGACAUUCUCCGACGUCAAAUGCUCUUUCAUUCAUCAUGGACAAGAUACAUCAUCUUUAUCUUCGCAUCACCCACACCCUUAGAGAAGCCAAUGGUGCAGCUGACCUUCUUGCAAAACAUGGAGCACAGAGCACUCAUUCUCUGAUACCACUGUUGGGAAACGAGGCUUGGAUAACACAGUGGAAAACAAAAAUUGAUAGUCCAAAACUCGAUUCCACCCAAGAACAACUUACGUAAAUUACUAGCUAUAGUAAGAAAUUUACCUUAACGGUGAAAACGGAGAACGGAGGAACGGUCGGGGAUGGUUUUGAGGAGAUGAACGUAGCGCCAAACGUAUGAAGCCUCCAACGUAUCCACACGAACUUGCUCCGGAGUCCAAGAUUAAACUUGUGCUAGCAUGUUUAAUAUAGGAUAGUAAAAACU